This is a messenger RNA of Trichomycterus rosablanca, 8192 nucleotides long. It is a transcript of the gene slc4a2a, whose product is annotated as solute carrier family 4 member 2a. The record is from RefSeq and is a predicted model, not a curated record. NCBI's taxonomy places the organism in Eukaryota, Metazoa, Chordata, Actinopteri, Siluriformes, Trichomycteridae. The transcript has 23 exons. The coding region runs from base 203 to 3910 and encodes 1235 amino acids. Gene Ontology annotation, cellular component: apical plasma membrane; plasma membrane; basolateral plasma membrane. Gene Ontology annotation, molecular function: monoatomic anion transmembrane transporter activity; solute:inorganic anion antiporter activity. Gene Ontology annotation, biological process: transmembrane transport; bicarbonate transport; monoatomic anion transport.
CCCUCUUUUUCUGUCGCUCGUAACGCCUGGACGGGCAUACAGUAGGCUUGCCAUCGCACUAAGAUGACCACUGUGGCUGUAGGCUCCCUGCAGUGAGUACUCAAAGGUUAUGCUGCCCAGAACAACCCAGCUAAGUCUGAGCAAAAGAGAAAAAGGCUAAACCACACAGAUACACUACCGCGGACCUACCUUACUUUGAGUCAUGAGUGACUCCCAGGAUGUUGGAAACAGCGGCAUCGCUGCAGGAUUGGCCGGACACCUGCACACUGCGGUGCCCCUUUCCCCUCUUCGACACGCCGAUGGUGACGAUGACGACGGGGACCUGAAUAAAACUCUGGGAGUGCAGCGCUUCCAGCAGAUCCUCUCGCCAGCGCCGCGCCUGCCUGCUGAGCAGCACCGCACCUUUAAUGAGGAAGACUUUGAAUACCACCGGCAGUCGAACAUGCACACCCACCACCCGCUGUCCAAACACCUCCCCUCUGAGGGCCGGAGGAAGAAGAGCGGCCGCAAGAGGAAGGGUGGCAGGAGGAGAGGCUCCACCAGCAGCGGUGGCGCUCCCACUAUAGAGGAGGACGAGCAGGAGGAAGAAGGAGAGGAGGAGCCCUGCAGCCCUCCGGAUGGAGAGUGUAACACUAUCACCUCUACACCCGAUACGGAUACCGAAGUGCAAAUGGAGCCUGUGCAGUUCUUUGUGUGUGACGAGUCCAGUAACUCCACUGUGGUCAAGGGUGACAAUGGUCUGUCGUCUAGACAGCUUGUUAUUGUUCCUGAGACAGCCCUGCUUGUCAGCAGUGGAGAUCUGGAGGAUGCCUCUACCACUGACGAGGACUGCACCUGUGGGCAGCCCAACGGCAGGAGAGCAUCUGUUCCCUCCGUGUACCCGCUCUCCAGCCCUGAUGCCAACUCCAGACCGGCACGCUGCUACGACCUCCAGGAACGCCGGCGCACCGGAGACCUGACGGCCACCGAGCUGGCGUGCUACCAACGCAUGCCGACUGACGAGAGCGAAGCGCAGAUGCUGGCCACCGUCGACCUGGAUGGCAUUAAGAGUCAUCGCUUUGAAGACGUUCCCGGCGUGCGGCGUCACCUGGUCAGGAAGUGCAGCAAAGGUCAGGUGGUUCACAUCAGCAAGGACCACAAAGAGCCCAGCGGACGCAGCCGCAAACUGGACAGGACCCCGCACGAGGUGUUCGUCGAGCUAAACGAGCUGGUGAUUGAUAAGAAUCAGGAGAUGCAGUGGAGGGAGACGGCUCGCUGGAUCAAAUUUGAGGAGGAUGUAGAAGAGGAGACGGACCGCUGGGGCAAACCUCACGUGGCCUCGCUCUCGUUCCGCAGCCUGUUAGAGCUGCGAAAGGCCAUCUCGCACGGUGUUGUGAUGUUGGACCUGGACCAGAGGACUCUGCCUGGCAUCGCUCAUCAGGUGGUGGAACAGAUGAUCAUCUCUGACCUGAUACGAGCAGAAGACCGGGCCAACGUGCUCCGAGCACUCCUGCUCAAACACAGUCACCCGAGCGAUGGAAAGGAGCACAGCUCGUUCCACAGGAACAUCUCGACGGCGAGUCUCACCUCUCUGAUGAGCCAUCACCAUAGCAACAACCACAUCAGCCCUCCCGAACCUUCAGCCACCGACCCGCUCAUCACAGGGGUGACCGACUCGGACACGCACGCUCAUGGCGAGAUAGAGAAGAACGAAUUGCAGCAGAAAGAUCAUCCUCCAGUGCUGGGCAUGCACAAGUCCAAAUCCAAGCAUGAGCUCAAGCUUCUGGAGAAGAUCCCCGAAAACGCAGAGGCGACCGUUGUCCUCGUGGGUAGGGUGGAUUUCCUGGACCAGCCGUCCAUGGCAUUCGUACGGCUGCAGGAGGCAGUUCUGCUGGAGUCGGUCCUGGAGGUGCCUAUACCGGUGCGAUUCAUAUUCGUCCUUCUCGGACCACCGAUCGCCAACAUGGACUACCAUCAGAUCGGCCGCUCCAUUUCUACACUCAUGUCUGAUAAACAUUUUCACGAAGCAGCGUAUUCGGCAGACGAGCGCGGGGACCUGCUGACGGCCAUAAACAGUUUCCUGGACUGCAGUAUCGUGCUUCCUCCAUCUGAGGUUGGGGGUGAUGAGCUGUUGCACUCGGUGGCUCGCUUCCAGAGAGAGAUGUUGCGCAAGAGACAAGAGCAAGAGGUCAAACUCCAAGCUAAAGAGCCCAAGAGGCCAGAGGAUGAGGCUCUUUUGCCACCGAGUAAACCCAAAGAAGACCCCCUGCGAAGGACAGGACGCCUGUUCGGCGGGCUCAUAAGAGACGCACGCAACCGCUACCCCAAAUACCUCAGCGACUUCAGGGACGCCCUGAACCCUCAGUGCAUGGCUGCCGUCAUUUUCAUCUACUUUGCUGCUCUUUCUCCUGCCAUCACCUUUGGAGGACUCUUGGGUGAAAAGACGGAGGGGUUGAUGGGUGUAUCGGAGCUGAUCAUUGCCACUGCAGUACAGGGGAUUAUCUUCAGUCUGCUUGGAGCUCAGCCAAUUUUGGUGGUUGGAUUCUCUGGACCGUUACUAGUGUUUGAAGAGGCGUUCUUUUCUUUCUGUAAGUUCAAUGGAAUGGAGUACCUGACAGGCCGCGUCUGGAUCGGCUUUUGGCUGGUGAUCAUCGUGGUCAUCACGGUGGCCUUUGAGGGCAGCUUCCUUGUGCGGUUUGUCUCACGUUUCACCCAAGAGAUUUUCUCCUUCCUCAUCUCCCUCAUCUUCAUCUAUGAAACUUUCUCAAAGCUUGUCAAGAUCUUCAAGGACCAUCCUCUCAAACCCUGCAACGGCACAAUGGAAAGCAACACUACAGCGGAGUUAGCAGGCAACUUCAGCAGCCCGGCAGAUGUGCCUGAGAAAGUUCUGAACCAGCCAAACACGGCCCUGCUGUCCUUAGUGCUCAUGUCAGGAACGUUCCUCAUCGCCUACUACCUGCGCAAAUUCAAGAACAGUGCCUUCUUUCCUGGCAGUCUUCGCAGGGUGAUUGGAGAUUUUGGUGUUCCCAUUGCGAUCUUCAUCAUGGUUUUGGUGGACACCAGUAUUAAAGACACAUUUUCACAAAAGCUGAGCGUGCCGGAUGGUUUCAACGUGACCAGCCCGGAGAAACGCGGCUGGGUGAUAAACCCACUGGGCUCCGACGGUCAGUUCCCAAUCUGGAUGAUGGCUGCCAGUAUUCUUCCUGCCCUGCUUGUGUUCAUCCUCAUAUUCAUGGAGACGCAGAUCACCACUCUCAUUGUCAGUAAGAAGGAGAGGAUGCUGGUGAAGGGUUCUGGCUUCCACCUUGACCUGCUGAUCAUUGUCGCUGUGGGUGGCAUUUUGGCCCUGUUCGGCCUGCCGUGGUUAGCCGCCGCCACCGUGCGCUCCGUGACCCACACAAAUGCCCUUACUGUCAUGAGUAAGGCGGUGGCGCCCGGUGACAAACCACGCAUCCAGGAAGUAAAGGAGCAGAGGGUGACUGGACUUCUUGUGGCGGUUUUGGUUGGUCUUUCCAUUGUUAUUGGAGAAGUGUUAAGGCAGAUCCCAAUCGCUGUGCUGUUUGGGAUUUUCCUCUACAUGGGGGUGAUGUCGCUCAACGGCAUCCAGCUAACCGAACGCAUGAUGCUCUUACUAAUGCCCCCUAAAUAUCACCCAGACCACAUGUAUGUCCGGAAGGUGCGGACUCUGCGGAUGCACUUGUUCACGGCCGUUCAGAUCGUCUGUUUGGCUGUCCUCUGGGCCGUCAUGUCCACCCAGGCUUCACUAGCUUUCCCAUUUUUCCUGAUCCUCACCGUGCCCAUGAGAAGGUUCCUGCUGCCUCGGAUCUUCACCCAGCGGGAGGUGCAAUGUCUUGACGCUGAUGACGCAGAGCCCACAUUCGACAUUAGAGACGGCCAAGAUGAGUACACUGAGAUGCACAUGCCAGUAUGAUGCUGAUCCCGCCGACUCAACUGGAACUCGCACACAGUGAUAGAGUGAAAUCAUAAUUCAAUCCUGGAUCUUUUAUCAUGUAAAGGCUUUGACAGGUCAGUGACCUUGUCACUGCAGAUUUGUUCCCGAGAGCACAAGAGUCCUGUCUAAAGAGUCGUUUUUAUAGCUUUUAUUGCUCCAUCUCUAAUUAAUUACUUGGUUAUAUAUAUAUCUAUUUAUAAAUAUAUGAAAGUAUUUAACAGUUCCCCGGGUGUCUUAUGUAGUCUUUGCUGAAUUAUCGUCAUUUUAUCCAGAAGGCUCGGUGUGUACCGAGGCUGUACUAACACUCGAGCUUUGUAUAUUUGUGCAGUAAGUACAAAGCGUGCGCACCCCUCCCCACAAAGCACUUUAUGACCAAUCAUACGCUUUUGUCAGUGUUUGGAGUUUGCAGUUUUUUAUCUCUGGUGGAAAAACAGGGUGAACUAGAUAAACUGAACAAACAUCACGCUGACAAUGUUUAAAUAGCUAUUUUUUAACCAGAGCUAAAAAGAGAGGAACGGUUAUCUCAGAGUCUGUUUUUAAUGUGUGUAUGUUUUAAGUAUGUUGUAAAAUGUGCAUACACUGAGCUGCCGGAUUUAGGUACACCUACCAUCUAUCAAUCAUCGCUCAUUUAAUACGGGUGCACUAAGUAGGAAUAAAGUUACUAAGGGUAGCACAGACGUUGUGGUUGUGGGAUGUUGGUGGGUGUUGUGCUGUUUAGCAACGUUCCUGGAAUUUUUUAAUCACUGUAUAUUUACUUUACACUUUGAUUCACCCACCUUGUGAUUUACUUUAGGAGUUGUUUAGUUAGACCUGUUGCAGUUACACUUUUUUCUUUAUAUUAGCAAACCACUGACAUAUCGACCCCUGUUGUUUGUAUCAUUUUGGAAAGCAUCCCUGUUCCACUGGCUACAUGUACAAUCUGUGUGCAGAACAUGCAAAUGCAUUCUAUGCAAAAAAGGUUCUCCAUUUGUUGGCACAAACUCUUUUUGGGGUCCUUUUGUUUCCUUAUACCUUCCAAAACCAUGCAAGCUGUGCAAGGAUUACUCCAGUGCUCAAACUACUCAAGCUGCAGUAUGAGCUGCAGUAUUGCCCUGCGUUGGAAUGGCACUGUCCUCGGUGUAUUCCCACCAUGCUCCAAGUGUCUUUUGGGAAGUGCGACCCACUGUGACCUUAAGCAGUAUUGGUUGCACAGUGAAUACAUGAUAAACAAACUAUAUCUGGCUUAUUUUGUCCCUGAAGUUCUUUCUGCAUCCUUUCUUUCCUGGGGGGGACAAUCCCACAUUUUAAAUACCCCUGAGUUAGGCGCUUGUAUUUACCCCAGGUCAGUACACUGACACUGAUCUGGGUAGUUUCCAGAUCAGUGUCACCGCCGUGCUGAGUAUAAUCCACCACCGGCCUAAUAUCUAUCUGGUCAGUGAUGGUUCUGUUGUGUCUAAUUUCUACAGAUGGACACAGAGGGAUACAGAAGCUCACAAAUCAUUUAUGAGAACAGAAGGGUGACACGGUGCACCUGUCUAGUAGGUGUAGCAGAUAAUUAGCAUUAAUCGUAAAUCAAAUAUGAGUGUAUCUAGUCAGCCGGGCAGCUCUUUGUAUGUAAAGCCAAAAGGAUCAAAAGACCGGAGUAUUACAAGCUGUGGAACUUUAUUCCCUUGUAUGAAAAAUAUGAAUAUCUGAAUAUGCAAAUGUAGGGUGGCUGCACCCAACCCGUGUUCGUUCCCUGGCUCCGGCUUCUCUGUGUUUUGUUGUGCUCUGGUUCAUCAAGUCAAGUCAAGUUUUGUUCUGCUUGUUUGAGGUGACGAGUAAAAUAUUAACUAGAGAACAUCAGGGUGGGUGCACGGCACCGGGGUUACUGUAGUUAAUGUCUGUCAGGACUUUGAUAUGUCCAACACAAGUCAUGAAGACCAGGGUUUAGUUUUCAUCUCUGGUUUGCCUUCAUUUUUGACCCAAACAUGCAAAAUGUAGAUUGGCUGCUCUAAAUAGCUGCUGGGACUGAGUGAGUGAAUGGACUCGUCAGUGUUGUCCUGCCAUGGAUCUGGCUUUUGUCCAGGGUGUGUUCCUGCCUUGCGCCCAGAGUUUCUAGGUGUCUCUGUAUCCAGGGAGACCCGUAACUGGAGGAAGCAUUUUUUUAUUAAGGAAAUGAAUGACUAUACAAGUACAAACAAUGUUUUUGUGUCAAAAUUCAGCACAACAAAUAGAAAUUGUUUUCUGAUCCUGUGGUGUGCCGACACCAUAGAGCUUAUUGUACUGUCGCUGAGCUGAAAGAUAAAUCACAGCAGAACACCAAGAAGUCCAGUGUAUACGAGAUUCUAAAUUUUAUGCUGAAUUUCGUUGCUGUAACAAUCAUGUUUGUGAUAUUCAGUAGAUCAGUAGUGAUUAGGACUGAACAAUAAGGGAAUCAUGGUCAUUCAUUAGUUUGCCAUUUAGUCCAAAGGAUUACAUUUUAAGGGUAUUGUGGUAUAGACUUGUAUACUGUUUAAUAUAUUUUCGCUUUUUAAAUAAUACUAGGCGUCUGAAUCAUAUAAACAUCUAGUCAAUGAUUUACGAGGCUUUUGUUUAAUAUUAUAGCCUGUUGAUAUUAUUAGUUUAUAGUGAGCUGUUACUUAUCAUAGAGGACGUUUCAGAACAAAAAUGCAGUCCAAAGCAGAAAUCUGGUUUUUUUAAUUUUAUUAAAUGCCUUAUUUUAGUUGUUCUUUGUCUAUCUUUUCCAUUUUAUAUGUUUAAAGAGGAACAAUCAUGCAGCAUAUCAUACAUAAUCCCUGAAAGAAAAUAUCCACACCACUGAAUUAGGGCUGGGCGAUAUUUUGACAGGAAUGUGACCAGCGAUAGAGGUUGGAGAGUUGUAGUGGAACUGGCACCUAACAAUGCUGCCUAAAUCAGCUGAACCAAGCUGGAGAAAUAAGGAAAGCACUGUAGGGUCCUGGCAACCUGGCAAAACAGGGCAAAUUGUAGAUUCACUGUUCCAGAUGUAUAAAUCUGUGAGUGAAUGUGUUACACCAGGCUCCAGAGUUAAGUGCUUAGUGAAAAUAAAUGAAUAAAUUAAAGAAAUAAGAAGGCAUCCUAAAAGGUAAUGAAAUUUCAUUUGUGCAGGACUCCAGUGGAUUAGCACCAGAUCGGUUUUGGAAAACAAUGUAAUAUUUAACCUGACCAUAUAUCGCCCACCCUACUUCAGAGGGAAAUCUUCAAAACAAAUAAACCGAGCAGUAGCUUUAUAGAUACUCUAUUAAAUGUUUGUUACACUACAGUGUUUUACCAGAGAUGAUCUAAGGAGCAACAUGUCACUGGUUAAAGUAAAUGGAAUAACAAGUGACCCAAACUAUAGUGAUAGGCACGAUUUCUCAAAGAUUGGUACUACUUCUAAUACACUAGUAACCUUAAGAACAUAAAACAACUCAUUUCUGGGGUAACUAGUUAAAACCAUUGCUAAGAACCUAAGCCAACCAGAACAAUCCAUAAAGAGGUUCAUAUUAGCUAUCUGGCGCAGGGAUGUCCAAUCUUAUCGUCCUUUAGACCCCAACCAGGUCAAUGGCACUUAAUAACAUGUCUCUUUCUGUCUCUUCUUAUAUCAUCUCUGGUAUAACUAUAUGUUUGUUUUAAACUGCUGAUAAUCUAUGCAUGCAUGUCCUCAUUUAGCAGUUAAUCUACUUUACACAGUAACAUCAGUCACAAUUUCAUCAGCAUUUUUCUCAGGAACUCUUCUGAGGGUAAAUAAUUCAUAUCUAAAAGCUUUUGCAAACAGUAUUUUGUGUAUUUAAAAUAGUCAAGCAUGAUUGUUCCACUUUUAUCAGUUACUGGGCAGGGGUAUACGGUGUGUAGAUAAUAGGAGGGUUAACUGUUACAUGUGCAAUCUAUCCUUAGUUAAGUAGAAGAGUCACAUUCCAGCUAUAACACUCAUAGAUUUUACAAUACAAUACAAAAAGUAUUUUUACUUGCGUUAAUGAUUGUAAAUAAUCAUGAUUACAGUAAAUAUUUGAAACUACAUUUCAUUUUGCUACUUCCUAAAGUAUUUGUGUUACAGCCGACUAAGCUUACAACAUAGUGCCUUCGAUUAUCACUGUAAAACAUGCCGGAUGAAACUGUGUAGUUGCUUUGCUUAAUCCUAACCAUAAAGUGAAGAUGUGUAGCUGUGUGAUGGUUAAAUGUUGGAAAGUGAGUUCAGUGAUGUGUGUGUGAAAGCUGCAAAAUGGCAGUAAGAUGACAGUUGUAAUUCUUUUGUGUGAAUGAAUACACAGUACAGUUUCAAUAAAGCAACUCAACAUUCCUA